This is a messenger RNA of Aspergillus sclerotioniger CBS 115572, 1195 nucleotides long. RefSeq lists its product as uncharacterized. The record is from RefSeq and is a predicted model, not a curated record. The coding region runs from base 183 to 1010 and encodes 275 amino acids. Lineage: Eukaryota; Fungi; Ascomycota; Eurotiomycetes; Eurotiales; Aspergillaceae. The transcript is spliced from 3 exons.
UGAAAAACGGCUUCAAAAAUGUAUAUUGAUCGGAAUACGCGGGAAGGGUGGCCACUCGCUUGCAGUGGCCACUCGCUUACCGAUUACGUUAAUAAGCCGUGCGUCAUCCAAAUUAGUAAGCGCCUCUCAGUUGCUUAUAAUAGCCUACACCGCCCUUCUGUCCAAACCCGUCCUGUCCUGUCAUGUCCCGUCCCGUCCCGUCCGGGGAACCUGAAGCGAUGAAUUCUCUCGAUAGUCUUUUUGCCAGCCAAUUCAAACCCCGCCUUCAAAGUCAGGUACAGGAAGUCCAGUAUCCUCUUCCCGACGUCCAAGUUAAUAGAGUAGCCUCCUGGGUCGACCUUUUCGCGGAAACCGACCAGUCUUUAAAGAAAAGAUCCUCUUCACGUCGGAGCGUCAGACGCCGCGCACGUCAUUUCGCAAGAAAGGUCUAUGUUAUUUGCCCAGAAUUGUUUGUGCUAUGUUCUUUGUCUUAUACCAUUUCCAACCUCCCUGCAAUAGCUUCUAUUACAUUCUACAGCGAACUUGAGGACUGGUGGGCCUCAACAUCUCCUCCAGAAUCACUUUACAAGAUUACCAAUGCCACCUGCCAGAGUGUUCCACGGGAUACAGAAAACAGCAGAAACUCCACAGAAGCUCCUCCUGGGCCAUCGGAAUUGAGAAACUCACAAGAGUGCCACAGUUCUCCCGGAGAAAGGCCAAAUGUAGUGGGCAGGGAUUCCAUGUGGCACAACCAUAAUGUAGCUAUUUUAUACUCGGAUCCAGGACAUGAUCGAUACAAAUCAAGUAGAUAUGAACAGGCAUCUUCAAAUGAAAUAAAUGACUACCUUAAUGAGGAGCCCAAUGAGCGGCUGCCAAAGUGCCCGCGAUUAGAAUCGCAAGUUUUAGGGCAUCCAACGUUAUUCAGUAACGGUCCUUAUUUAUCCUUCUCAUUCAUGCGACGCUAUAUGAUCGAUAAGUUGCCUGAGCAGUUUAGGAGGGGAAUCGAGACAAGCAAGUUGUGGAAAGACUAACAAGAAAGAGGAGGACUAUCGGUCACAAACCGUUUGAGCCUUUACUUGCCUGAAAGAGUUAAUGAGGAUGCUCUUUUGGUUGUUAGGAUGGGAUAUUCAGAGGGCUCAAUGUCUCCAAUAUCUUGGGACUUGGAGAUCCUGAAGGGUUGGAUAAUACUUAGGUAUAAUAUGAAUUUACAUCGAGC